CGGCAGCGGCGGCGGCGGCUGCUGAAGAGGAGGAGGAGGGGGAGCGGAGGGAGGUGUUUCUGUCAGUUCCGGCUGUUUGUUCGGGAAGUGGAUCCGCCGCUGCCGGAGCAGCCCGGAGGGAGCUGCGGUUCGCGAGGCCAGCACCGACCCCGCCUGCCUGCCCGCGCCUCCCCCGCCCGCCAUGGCCCGGGACUACGACCACCUCUUCAAGCUGCUCAUCAUCGGCGACAGCGGUGUGGGAAAGAGCAGUUUACUCUUACGUUUUGCCGACAACACUUUCUCAGGCAGCUACAUCACCACGAUCGGAGUGGAUUUCAAGAUUCGGACCGUGGAGAUCAAUGGGGAGAAAGUGAAGCUGCAGAUCUGGGACACAGCUGGGCAGGAGCGCUUCCGCACCAUCACCUCCACGUAUUAUCGGGGGACCCACGGGGUCAUCGUGGUUUAUGACGUCACCAGUGCCGAGUCCUUCGUCAACGUCAAACGGUGGCUUCAUGAAAUUAACCAGAACUGUGAUGAUGUGUGCCGAAUAUUAGUGGGGAAUAAGAAUGAUGACCCUGAGCGGAAGGUGGUGGAAACAGAAGAUGCCUACAAAUUCGCCGGGCAGAUGGGGAUCCAGUUGUUUGAGACCAGUGCCAAGGAGAAUGUCAACGUGGAGGAGAUGUUCAACUGCAUCACAGAGCUGGUCCUCCGAGCCAAGAAAGACAACUUAGCGAAACAGCAGCAGCAGCAACAGAACGACGUGGUGAAGCUCACGAGGAACAGUAAACGAAAGAAACGCUGCUGCUAAUGCCUCGCAGCCCCUGCAGAGACUGCACUGCGGCCACUCCCUGGCCCGAGGCCCGCCGGGAUCCUCGGGGGACAGUCUCAGUUUCGUGCCGUUAUUUAAGAAUUCUCUCCACGUUUUUGUAUCUGGAGGCGCCAUCGGCACUUCCUCCCCUCCCCCUCGAGUACCAAGAAGGUGUUGGACAACCUGCCCUUCCCUUCUGGUGCCCCUGCCCCCUGGCCAAGGCGCCGGGGCCAGCGAGGACGCUGCCAGCGAGCGGACUGAUUACCGAUUUGUACAUAAUGUAGAUUGCUUUAGCCGGCCGUCUCACCCUCGUCCUGCUCUGACUUCGCCUCCCUAAUGCCAGCCUGCUGCAACAGACCCUCCCUCCCCACCCCAUCUUACCGCCAGCAGCUUCCUGAGGAGAUGGGAUCGAGUUCUAGCCAUGUCUUUUGCCAACCUGGGCUGGUGGAGUGGGCUCCACGUUCCCCAUUCUCCCCUGCAGGCCAUCGUUGACUUCUGUACCUGGCAGGUAGGGCCUCGCCCAGCUCCCUGCCCGCCCCAUCCCCUACCCCUAACUAUCUGGUAGUUGGGGGGCCUGGCCUUGAUGUAGGCGUAGGGUUCCCAUUAGAGGCCCUGCCCUCAGCUGACCCAGCCCGUGGGUUCCACAGGAGUCACUCCUGCCCUUUGGCCAACAGAUUUCUUGUCCUGUCUUCUAGACGCCUCUAAGCUACAAACCCAGGGGAGCUGUGCUUCUAUUUAUACCAACAUGUUUCAGUUCCAGCAGAAAGACAGGGUGUGUUCACGCAGGAACGGGGCUUAGGAGCAUUAUUUUAACAGCUGAGAAAAUGAAGCCCCUCACACUCUUUCCUCUUCCUGAGGUUUGGCUGGCACAGCAGCGAGUUGUGGCCUGCCCUUUGGUCCAGUGUUGGUAGAGAAGCGAAUGGCUUCCUGUCUGUGGGGCCGGGCUCUUGGCAGAGCAUUCCUGGAUGUUUCUUGGUGGGAAAGGAGAAGGGGCCUCUCACCCUCGUCUGUGUGGGUCCACGGCCUCCCACUGAGUUCCUGGGUCUUCGAUGUGGGCCGUGGGUGCUGCUGGACUGGGGAUGCCGCCUCUUGCCUCUGAGCUGGGUGGCAGGCAGCCUCGGGUCACUGACCGCUGUCUUGGAGCAAAGGUAGCACGAGGAUUCCGUAGCAGGUGGGAAGGAAUGGCAGCUGCGGCUGGGAGCCAGCCAGCUUUGACGACCCUGGUCCCUCGGAGGAAAAACCAGGGUUAUCUACACUUGAUUACUGUCCCCUUUCCUCCUCCUUGGGACACUUCACUCACCUUUCCCCUAAAAGGAUCACGUAACCUGGGAAUAAUUUAUUUCAACACCGUGGGGUGUUCUACUAGAUUACCUUUCCUGGCGAUUUCCAGGUGAAGCCCUGACUGGACAAUCACAUCACAGAUCACACUGCAGAUUUUCCUCGUUAACACUGUUGAGGGGUUUUUAAUCAAAACGUGGGGUGUCCUUUGACCUGCCUCCCCACUUCCCCAAACUGCCAAAACACUGUGGCUCCAUGUGACAGGUCUUCACUCCGGAGCCGCAGGAUGAGUUGGGGGAGUGCUUUGGGCCUGGGAGGCGGUGCUGCGGAGGGUGGCCGAUCAUGGGUCCUGGGUGGGCAGCACACUCCACUCUGAGCGUGAAGGCGGUGCCAUGUGGCGGUGCUUGCAAACUCAAGCAAUAAGAGGAGGGGGUCCUGGAAGUUCCCAGCCCCGGCUAGAAACACUCACGGCUCUGGCAGCUGGACGUCCAGGCCCAGGUGGCGGGGUGAUUUUGGUGACAACUGUGCCUGUCCCGCUGAGUGUUGUUCGCAUGAAUGGGGGGUGGGGGUGGGGUGCUCACAGGGCUGGGCCGACGUCCUGGUGGACCUGAUGCGAAAUCCUGUCGAACAACAAAACUUUUAAAUGGUUUGCUAGGAUUAUUUCUGUAUUGAAAGUUUCUAAUUAUGCUUUUUUAAAAAAGUACUAAAAAUAAAGGUUCAAGCUGCCAAA
Messenger RNA from Eptesicus fuscus (big brown bat), 2795 nucleotides. It is a transcript of the gene RAB35, whose product is annotated as RAB35, member RAS oncogene family. Gene Ontology annotation, molecular function: GTPase activity; GTP binding. Gene Ontology annotation, cellular component: plasma membrane; endosome membrane. Bases 182 to 787 code for a protein of 201 amino acids. NCBI's taxonomy places the organism in Eukaryota, Metazoa, Chordata, Mammalia, Chiroptera, Vespertilionidae. Gene Ontology annotation, biological process: Rab protein signal transduction; endocytic recycling. The record is from RefSeq and is a predicted model, not a curated record. The transcript has 6 exons.